Chionomys nivalis (European snow vole) is the source of this 2141-nucleotide messenger RNA. Its product is annotated as GTPase IMAP family member 9-like. Gene Ontology annotation, molecular function: GTP binding. The record is from RefSeq and is a predicted model, not a curated record. The transcript is spliced from 2 exons. The coding region runs from base 123 to 1001 and encodes 292 amino acids. NCBI's taxonomy places the organism in Eukaryota, Metazoa, Chordata, Mammalia, Rodentia, Cricetidae.
AGUUUUGCUUUAAAGUUAAGCGCGAGCACAGGCUCAAAUAGGCCCCAGAGAAACCUUGAACCCUCGUCAGUUCCUGAAGAAGAUCUGAGCAUUCCCUGUCUUCAGAAUCUGCUUGCCUCAACAUGGCCGCCCACAGAAACACUGAGGUGAGGAUCAUUCUGGUAGGAAAAACUGGGAACGGAAAGAGUGCCACAGCAAACACCAUCCUUGGGAGACGUCAAUUCGAGUCUAAGAUUUCUGCCCACGCUGUUACCAAGACCUGCCAGAAGGCAUCCAGGGAAUGGAAGGGGAAAAACCUUGUUGUAGUUGACACCCCUGGGCUCUUUGACACCAAGAAGACCAUGAAAGCCACAUGUACAGAAAUCAGCCGCUGUGUUCUCUACUCCUGCCCUGGGCCUCACGCCAUCAUCCUGGUUCUGCAGCUGGGCCGCUUCACGGAGGAAGAGCAGAAAACGGUCUCCCUGAUCAAGAGUCUUUUUGGGGAGGCGGCCAUGAGGUACAUGAUUGUCUUGUUUACUCGCAAAGAUGACCUUGAGGACCAGAGCCUGGAUGACUUUUUAGGCGAGUCAAAUGACAAGCUAAAUAAUGUCAUCGCGCAGUGUGGGAAACGCCGCCUGGCCUUUAAUAACAAAGCGGCAGAGGCGGAGCGAGAAGAUCAAGUAGAGCAGCUGGUAGGACUGAUAGAGCAAAUGGUGGACAGGAACGGGGGCUCUUACUUCUCUGAGAAGAUAUACGAGGACAUAGACAGAAGGCUGAGACGAUGCCUGAGGGAACUCGAGGAAACUUACGCUCAGGAACUCAAUGCUGAAAUCAAAAGAAUAGAAAGGGAAUGUGCUCACGGAUCAGAAGAAGAAAAGAAGAAACGAAUGGAUUCUGCAAAGAAAAAUUAUGAUGAGAAAAUGGAAAAUCUGAAGGAAAAGGCUGAAGAGACUAUACUUGGGUAUAUUUACAGGAAGAUACAUGAACUGCUUUCAGAAAUUUGGAACAAGUUGAGAUCGUGAUGUAAAUGCUAUUCUUUUACAUUAAUGACAUUUGUUCUUUGACAAUUUCAUACAUACGUGCAUAUAAUGUGUUCGGAUUGAAUUCAUGUCUUUUUGUUUCGGUAUUUUUUUGCCUUGUGAUCCACUGAGUUUAACUAGUUUCCUGUGGGUGACAGCAGGUUUCAAACAAUCUGUCAGAGCCUGGUGGGCUGAUCAGGAGGAACACAGUGGAAGACAAUGACUCUUCCUCUUCCCGAAUCCAUCAGCAGUUACCAGCUCAGCAGGGUGGACAGGUUCUUAUGAGCUGCUCCCCUACCCAGGUCCAUAUCUGCUGUGAGCUCCUGAUGGCAGUGUCUGUUUUCUGAACCAAUGCACACCCACUCGCACACACGCACAAGCUUGCGCCUGCACGCACAUGUGCACACAUGCACACGCUCACACACGCACAGGAAUAAGUCACUAGGAAAGCUGUGUGGCAGCUCUGCAGUGGGCCUCAGAGUCCGGCUACAGGUGGCAGAGCAGGCACAGAUGGCUGCGGAAUGAACCCUUAAGUGCUGUAAUUCCUAGGCCUCUGUAAGAGGUUCUCAUCUUUUGAAAAUCUUCUCACCAUCUUCCUGGGAGAAGAUGAAGUGCAGUUCUCUGAAUUAGGGGGAGGGAGGAGAUGACAGGUCCCACUGUUUCUGCCAACCCCAACUUCAUCCUCUAGUAACCUGGUUGUUUAUAGCUGGCGUUUCUGAACUUGAGCUGCGUUUUGUGCUUCAGUCUGUCGCUACCCACCUCUAGGCUUUCUGGGCUUGUGCAGGAUGUCCAUGCUUUGUCCAGUGAGCUCUCACCUUCCCCUCUUCCAGGUAUUUGUCAAGUAUCUCAUCACUGCUAGCGCUUUUACUUUUAUACCCUUGAUAGGCCUGUGAUCCCUUUAGUAGGCGUGUUAGAUGUGAGGCUGCCCAGGGUGUAUAACAACACUGCCAUGGGCUAGAUGCUAGACCACAGUGUUAUGGUGUGAUUGACUUUCCAUUAGCCAACCUAUCUUGAUUUUGAAAUCUCUGAUGUGUUGUUAAAUGGAAAUAGAACACAGCAGACAAAAUGCACAAAAUACUUUCACGUGGUUACACAGACCCACUCAUGGCCAUUCUAUAUUGUCAAGGGUAUUUUAAAUAACUA